This is a messenger RNA of Mixia osmundae IAM 14324, 1563 nucleotides long. RefSeq lists its product as uncharacterized. Bases 1 to 1563 code for a protein of 520 amino acids. NCBI's taxonomy places the organism in Eukaryota, Fungi, Basidiomycota, Mixiomycetes, Mixiales, Mixiaceae. The record is from RefSeq and is a predicted model, not a curated record. Gene Ontology annotation, molecular function: iron ion binding; 2-oxoglutarate-dependent dioxygenase activity; L-ascorbic acid binding. The transcript has a single exon.
AUGACUGAGCAUGUCAAAAAGCGGCAGAAGCUCGAGCACACCAAUGGCAAGACAAAGGCAGCUUCAAAGAGCUCAAGCAAGCCAGCAGCGAGUCAUGAGGUCCAGCCGCAAGCAGACACAUCCCAGGCACAUCAAUCUGCUCGUGGUAGCGUCUAUAUAGACGAAGAGCAGCUCUUCUCAUCGAGCAGCGUUGACGUGCACCGAGCCGGCAGCAAGGAGAAGCAGCGCACAUGGCCAGACACGCUCUUCACGCGGCCACAUUCACUCGUCGAGCUUGAAAACGUCUUUCGUCCAGAUCUGAUUGACCAAGUCGAACAGCAGCUGCGCACCGAGCUCAAGUACACUCACAACGAGUCUGAUCUCUUCUCGUACCACGGCACGGCCGAUCUAGCUUCUGCUGAUCUCGUCAAAUCUGAAAGCCCGCUUGGCAAGCUCAGAGACGCGUUGUACAGUCCUGCCUUCGUGCAGCUCGUAGAGGGUCUGCUUGGCGUGGAGCUCGAUCACACUGCAAGACCAGAUCUGUCAUCUCACAUCUACAAGACCGGUGAUCACUUGCACAGUCAUGAUGAUAACAUCAAGGCAGCGGAUCAAUCAAUGUCGGGCAGACGUGUCGCUUUUAUCCUAUACCUUGUCGAUACCGAAUGGGACAAUGGCGGAGAUCUUGUCUUUCAUACUGACCGAUCCUACGAACCACGAGAUUGCAAGGAUGACCAGCUUGUUUGCAAACCCCGACGAGGCAAGAUUGCGUUCUUCGAAGUGACUGCCACUUCGUAUCACGAAGUCACAGAGGUGCUCGACAGUGAGAAAGGUCGGCUGUCCAUCUCGGGCUGGUAUCAUGGCUCGCUCGACUGUCGCCUCGCUCUGCGUGGCUUCACACCAAUGUGGACGAAGGACCAAGACUUGCAACUGAUUAAUCCGACCUAUCUAGAUACGAAUAGCCAAGCUCAGAUAAGAGAGCAGUUCGCAGAAGAGUCGUCUGUCGAACUACGGUCAUUCCUGACAGAUGAAGCUCUAGAGCAGUUGAUCUCAACAGGACCACCCACGACCAUGCUAGGUCCGCCGUACUUGCGACGCUUUGCUUCUGCCAGUGCGGAAAGCAACAUCGUCGGGCGCCUGUUACAGUCCAGCGCUUUUCACAGAUGGGUCACAGACGUAACUGGCCUGCCACUUGCGCAAUCGCAUCGGACCAUGCCACGUUGCUUCCUUCCCGGCGACUAUACUCUGCUGCAUGACGAAGGCCAUGACCCUCAAGGUCUCGACAUUGUCUUCACCUGGCAUCGUCAACCUGUGGAAUGGCAGCCAGAAUGGGGUGGAACGCUACAUUACCUCGAUGGCGAGCCCGAAGAAGGCGACAAUUCCGAAUUACUCACCCUUGUGCCUCAUCACAAUUCACUAGCGCUUGUACUGCGCACGACAGGCACGUAUAAAUUCGUGAAGCGUGUCAAGGCACAUACUGCGGGUCCCGCCUUUUCAGAACGGCUGGAUGUCGAAUCGGUCUACGUGCUACCUCGAUCUUACUACGAUGAGAACGGAGACUCGGAAGCAAGCGAGGAAGCCCACUAG